UCAGGGCGGACGCCUGAGGAGUGCUGGAUGCGUUUGGAUGAUGGAUCCGCCGACGCUGAGGUUCUGUGCAGGAGCAGGAGAAACUUUUAGGGAUGUAUUCGAGAAAGUAUGUACCCUAAGGAACUUUGAAUUUUGAAGUUUUAAGUGUGAGAAACUACAGCCUUGCCCUAUUCAAAGAUGGCGGCGCAGCUUUUCUGAAGGUUUCGUUUUAGUGCGUCAGCCAGAGAAGCGCUCUUUGAUUGGCUAGAAUAUGGCGCUGUGGAGUGACGUCGUAGAUCGCUGACCAAUCGACUGUGAGCUGAGGUGGACUUGGCGGUGGUAGCCGGAGCCGAGCUCUGGUGUCCGUGGGGCGCGGAAGGCUCGGUCCUAGUUUCCUUUUAGGCCAUGGCAACAUAUCUGGAGUUCAUUCAGCAGAAUGAAGAACGAGAUGGUGUGCGUUUCAGUUGGAAUGUGUGGCCUUCUAGCCGCCUUGAAGCCACAAGAAUGGUUGUUCCCUUGGCUUGUCUCCUCACUCCUUUAAAGGAACGCCCAGACCUACCUCCUGUACAGUAUGAACCUGUGCUUUGCAGCAGGCCAACCUGCAAAGCUGUUCUCAAUCCACUUUGUCAAGUUGAUUAUCGAGCAAAACUUUGGGCUUGCAAUUUUUGUUUUCAAAGAAAUCAGUUCCCUCCAGCAUAUACAGGCAUAUCUGAGGUGAAUCAGCCUGCUGAAUUGAUGCCUCAGUUUUCAACAAUCGAGUACAUGAUCCAGCGAGGUGCUCGAUCCCCUCUGAUUUUCCUCUAUGUGGUUGACACAUGUUUGGAGGAAGAUGACCUUCAAGCACUCAAAGAGUCCCUGCAAAUGUCCUUGAGUCUCCUUCCUCCAGAUGCUCUAGUUGGUCUUAUCACCUUUGGGAGGAUGGUGCAGGUUCACGAGCUAAGCUGUGAAGGAAUCUCCAAGAGUUAUGUGUUCCGAGGGACCAAGGAUUUAACUGCAAAGCAAAUACAGGAUAUGUUGGGCCUGACCAAGUCUGCUAUGCCCAUGCAGCAAGCAAGGCCUGCUCAACCUCAGGAGCAGCCCUUUGUUUCUAGCAGAUUUCUGCAGCCUGUUCAUAAGAUUGACAUGAAUCUCACAGAUCUUCUUGGGGAGCUGCAGAGGGACCCAUGGCCAGUUACUCAGGGGAAGAGACCUUUGCGAUCCACUGGCGUUGCUUUGUCCAUUGCUGUUGGCUUGUUGGAGGGUACUUUUCCAAAUACUGGAGCCAGGAUCAUGCUGUUCACUGGAGGCCCUCCUACCCAAGGACCUGGCAUGGUGGUUGGAGAUGAAUUGAAGACUCCUAUUCGUUCCUGGCAUGAUAUUGAGAAAGAUAACGCACGAUUCAUGAAAAAGGCAACCAAGCAUUAUGAGAUGCUUGCUAAUCGAACUGCUGCAAAUGGUCACUGCAUUGAUAUUUAUGCUUGUGCUCUUGAUCAAACUGGACUUCUGGAGAUGAAAUGCUGCCCAAAUCUUACAGGAGGCCACAUGGUGAUGGGAGAUUCUUUCAACACUUCUCUUUUCAAGCAGACAUUCCAAAGAAUUUUUAGUAAAGACUUCAAUGGAGAUUUCAGAAUGGCCUUUGGUGCUACAUUGGAAGUAAAGACCUCUCGGGAACUGAAGAUUGCAGGAGCCAUUGGUCCGUGUGUAUCUCUGAAUGUGAAAGGACCGUGUGUGUCAGAAAAUGAACUUGGUGUUGGUGGCACAAGUCAGUGGAAAAUCUGUGGCCUGGAUCCCACGUCUACUCUUGGCAUCUACUUUGAAGUUGUCAAUCAGCACAAUGCCCCGAUUCCCCAGGGAGGCAGAGGUGCCAUCCAGUUCGUCACGCAGUACCAGCAUUCCAGCACUCAGAAACGCAUCCGAGUGACCACCAUUGCCCGCAAUUGGGCAGAUGCACAGAGUCAGCUGAGGCACAUAGAAGCAGCGUUUGACCAGGAGGCUGCAGCAGUCUUGAUGGCACGGCUUGGAGUGUUCCGGGCAGAAUCAGAGGAGGGCCCUGAUGUGCUCCGGUGGCUGGAUCGACAACUCAUCCGACUGUGUCAGAAGUUUGGGCAGUAUAACAAAGAAGACCCAACGUCUUUCAGAUUGUCAGACUCCUUUUCUCUGUAUCCUCAGUUUAUGUUCCAUCUGAGAAGAUCUCCAUUUCUUCAAGUGUUUAACAACAGUCCUGAUGAGUCAUCCUAUUAUAGACACCAUUUUGCCAGACAGGAUCUGACCCAGUCCCUCAUCAUGAUCCAGCCCAUUCUCUAUUCUUAUUCCUUCCAUGGACCACCAGAGCCUGUACUCCUGGACAGCAGCAGCAUUCUAGCUGACCGAAUUCUGCUGAUGGAUACUUUCUUCCAAAUUGUCAUUUAUCUCGGGGAGACCAUAGCCCAGUGGCGGAAAGCUGGGUAUCAGGACAUGCCUGAGUAUGAAAACUUCAAGCACCUUCUGCAGGCGCCACUGGAUGAUGCACAAGAAAUUCUGCAAGCACGCUUCCCAAUGCCACGUUAUAUCAACACGGAGCAUGGUGGCAGUCAGGCUCGAUUCCUGCUCUCUAAAGUAAAUCCAUCUCAGACACACAAUAACUUGUAUGCUUGGGGACAGGAAACCGGAGCGCCCAUCCUGACGGACGAUGUCAGCCUACAGGUGUUCAUGGAUCACUUGAAGAAGCUGGCUGUGUCUAGUGCCUCUUAAACUAACAGUGCAGCCUGGAAGGUCAAGACAGCACUGUCAGACUAUGCUCACACUGUUGAUAUUACCUUAGCAACAUUCCUUUCACAUUUCUGGAAGAUUCUAAUAAAUAACUCAAGGAAUUUUUUUAUAUGUAUGUCUUCAGGUCAUAAUAUGUCUUCAGGUUAUAAUUUAUUUGUAGUCCUUCUCUCCCUUUUUUCCUACACAUGAAUUUAUAUAAGGUCAUAAAUGUUCUGCUAAUUGUAGAUGUUUACUUACUUUUUGUGCCUUAAUGUUUUAUUAGAGUCUUUAUAAAAUCAGAGUUUAUGUAUUUUUGACUGCUUGUUUAAGUGAGCCUUAAUGAUCAUAAAGGAAAUAAAUCUGGAUAAGAUAAGAAGAUUAUUGGCCAAAAUGACACUAAUGCAGAUUCAUUCUCUCUCUGUCUCUCUGUCUCUGUCUCUCUGUCUCUGUCUCUCUGUCUCUGUCUCUCUGUCUCUGUCUCUCUGUCUCUCUCUGUAUGUGUGUGUGCGCGCGCACACGCUGGUGUUCCUCAAGGGCUAUUUUCUGAUCUUGAUCUUCGUCAUCUAAAUGUUACGGAACUGGAGAAUAGUAUGAAAUGUGUCAAGCGAGAUCUUUGUCGCAUGGUUUACAGGGCACCUCCCUGAUUCACUGGUAAUUAUCAUGGCAACAGUCCUGCCCAGGUGGACUUCAGGAAUUGCCGAUGGGUCUAAGAGGCCUCAACAGAGUAAUGACACAUUUAUCCUGGACACCAAACAGCCUACCUAGAAUGAGUACUGUUUUUCAAUCAAAAUUUUACAGAUAUAUGUGUAUAUAUGCUUCUAUAUAUGUGUGUGCCAUACAUAUUUACAUGUCAAAACAAAACAAAGUCUUUAUCCUAAAGAGUUUAUGCUAAAUAAAUUCCCUCCAUUUCUUAAACCCAGGCCAGUUCUCAAAAGUAACCAUGUGUAACCUUAUCUUCCAUGUGUUUUGUUGGUGAUGUGUUUAUUUUUUAGCUUAUGCUAAAUAAAUUCCCUCCAUUUCUUAAACCCAGGCCAGUUCCUCAUAAGUAACCAUGUGUAACCUUCUCUUCCAUGUGUUUUGUUUUGUUGGUGAUGUAUUUGUUUUUAGCCACUGUCUUUCAGUUCCUGCUUUUGUUCUGUAAGGAAGUUAAGAAAUCCCUCCAUACCCUCCAGUUUUUGUUAGCUGUACUUUUACUUUUAUAUUAUCAACACUUAUAUAAUGUGUAUUCUAACCUAGAGCCAUAAUUUUAAUUUUCAUGUAGGAGUUGAUUGUAAAAACUAAAGGAAGCAUUUGUCCAGUUGUGAUGAUGUAAAUAGUGUUCAUGUUGGAACCAGGUAGUAAUGUUAAACCCCUCAUUCCUGCAGGGGUUUAAUGUCAGUCAUUUCUCAUGCCACAUGAAGGAAAAUGUUCCAGAUGAUGAAAGACACAGAGAGAGAGAUACAGACAGAUGGAGAGACAGACAGAGAGAGCACCUACAAGCUUGCUCAUGGAGAUUAGGGGACAUUGUGCAUGAGGUGGUUCUCUCCUUCCACCUUGUUGAGUCCCAGGAAUAAAACUCAGGCCAUCAGUCUUGGCAACAAGUGCCUUUACCUACUGAGCCAUCUUGCCAGCUCCAAAGGAAAGAAGAAAGUGAGUCCUAAGUGCAAACUAAAAUAGUACUAUGAAUUGGAUGUUAGGCCACCUGGACUGAUUAUAGUUGUCCACCUUUUGAGUUCAUAUUUGUGCCCCUUUGUCUCUGCUCUGUGCUUUAGAAGCAUUUACUAUGUAACAGUAUAUUUUAGAUGAAAGAGUUUACAUAGUAUUUCAUGUAAUUUUCAAUUGAGACACAUCUUGUAGAAGAGUAUAUAAAACUGUAAGUAGAUUGAAACUAAAAUUUCCUUAUUGUACCUAUCUGUUACAAAUUAACAGAAGAAAUCAUAUGAUAAUCUCAGCUUGGCCAGGUAUCUCUCCAGUGAAGUGAGAGGAGAGCACUACAGAGUGACUGCUGAUGAAGAGGAUAUGGCCAGACAGUUCAAUGCUCUCUCUUAGUGGCUGCCACUGAGCCCAGUGCACCUCAUGAAGACCCUGAGCUCUAUUUGAUAUCGAAGCAGGCCCCUGACUUACCUCAGGCAGGGGCUGAAAUGGUCAGCUGAGGUUGAAAAACUAGGACUUGAAUGGCAGGGAGGAUGGGACAGAAGAGUGUUCAGAGGUGAUGGCUGAGGUAUCAGACAAGGAGGGGUCAGUAUAAUCCUUGCCUUAGUUAAGUAGCAGAAAGAGAAUGCUUGAGUGUAGCAUUCAUAAGUUCACCUCUGAACAUUUUAAGGAGCUUGUGUGAUGUACACACUAGUAGUGUUCAGCCGGCUGACAGUCUGUGGGUCUGUGUACCGUGAGCAGAGGCUCUGGAGAGACUACAAGGCCACUGAACCUAUAAAGUAGGCAAGUGUGAAAUAAUACAAUUAUUUACAACUGCAUUGAGAUGUAUUUUGCAUUCAAUAAGUUUACCCAGUUAAGUAUACAAUCUGUCUUACUAGAUGAAACCUACAUGUUGGCCAUAGACUACUGACCAGCUUUCCUCCUCUAUUUAUCAGUUUGAUUUUAGGUUUUAUACCUGAUUGCCUUUCAUUUACCCUGAUCCAUCUGAGAUUGAUAUAUGUUGCCAAGUGGUAUAUAACUUUUUGCCUAUCUUUACUCAGAUAUUUCAUUUCUACUUUUGUUACUGUGAAUAAAAUAUGUAUGAAUGCUGUG
This is a messenger RNA of Mesocricetus auratus (golden hamster), 5409 nucleotides long. RefSeq names its product SEC23 homolog B, COPII coat complex component (gene Sec23b). The record is from RefSeq and is a predicted model, not a curated record. Gene Ontology annotation, cellular component: endoplasmic reticulum exit site; COPII vesicle coat. NCBI's taxonomy places the organism in Eukaryota, Metazoa, Chordata, Mammalia, Rodentia, Cricetidae. Gene Ontology annotation, molecular function: zinc ion binding; GTPase activator activity. The coding region runs from base 385 to 2688 and encodes 767 amino acids. Gene Ontology annotation, biological process: intracellular protein transport; endoplasmic reticulum to Golgi vesicle-mediated transport; COPII-coated vesicle budding. The transcript is spliced from 20 exons.